Molecule: messenger RNA, 2227 nt
Organism: Linum trigynum
Lineage: Eukaryota; Viridiplantae; Streptophyta; Magnoliopsida; Malpighiales; Linaceae
Source: the annotation of a GenBank genome assembly
AUACAAACUAAUCUGGCCAUUAUGUUUUAGUUGUGAAAGUGAAAUAAAAAUAUUGAAAAAAUGUGGAGGCUGAAGAUCGGCGAGGGCGGGAGGGAGCCUUACCUGUUCAGCAAAAACAACUUCUGCGGGAGGCAGACAUGGGAGUUCGAUCCCGACGCCGGCACUGACGAAGAGCGGGAGGAAGUCGAGGCCGCUCGCCGUCGUUUCUGGGAGAACCGAAACGGCCGUGUUAAAGCCAGCUCCGACCUCCUCUUACAGUUCCAGUUUCUGAGGGAGAAAUUUUUUAAGCAAACCAUUCCAAGAGUGAAGGUAGAAGACGGAGAGGAGAUAACGUACGAGACUGCGACGGCUGCAUUGAGAAGGAGCGUUCGUUUCUUUGGGGCCCUUCAGGCCAGCGACGGCCAUUGGUGUGCUGAAAACUCCGGCGUCAACUUCUACACCCCACCUCUGGUGAUUACCCUUCUAUAUAUGCUGUUGCCUAAUUAAGAAAUGUGUUAAUAUCUUAGUUUGGGUUGAAUUAUACACAUACUUUCUACUUUGGCCCGUGAUAUUAAAAAUUGUUAUUUUGGCCUGAACUAUGUAGCAAACUUCCUCAUUUGGUUCGGAGGCGGGUUUGACCGUCAAAUUAGACGGUCAAACCUGUUGACCGUUAGUCAAUGUCCACCUCACCUGCCACGUCAGCUUUGAGGACAUAAUUUUUUUAUUUCUGAAUUUUAUUUUCUUUCGAUUAAUAAAAAUAAUAAAUCAAAAAAAUUAAUUAAAAGAACGAAAAAGGGCCCAUUUUUAGCAAAUGACAAGAAAACAAAUUUCAGAAAUAAAAAAAUAUUUUUUAUGUCCUCAAAGCUGACGUGGCAGGUGAGGUGGGCAUUGACUAACGGUCAACAAGUUUGACCGUCUAAUUUAACGGUCAAACUCGCCUCCAGGCCAAAUGAGUAAGUUUGCUACAUAAUUCAGCCUAGAAUAGCAAUUUCCAAUACCACGAGUCAAAGUAGAAUGUAUGUGUAUAGUUCGGGUCAAACUAAGGUAUUAACUCUUAAGAAAUUGAUAUUCCUUCGUCGCUAAUAAUGUGAGUCGGAUCCAACUUGCAGGUAUUUGCUCUGUAUAUUACAGGCCACCUCAACACGGUAUUAACGGCAGAGCAUCGAAAACAAAUUUUACACUACACCUACUGUCACCAGGUACGUAGUCCAAAAUAUAUAUUGAGUGGUGUUCCAAUAGCAGUAAUAGUGACUUGAAAUUUGAGAGCGACUGACAUAGAUUGCGUUGCGGGGUUGAUCAAUAUAUAUAGAGUAGGUGGCAAUUCCGUGACUUGUGGCGGGUAGAGAUGACUUAUAAUGAGCAUUUAUUAUGUGGCUCGUUAUGGUGUUUGGUUAGUAUUAUUAGUCAAAAAUUAAUUUUUUGUUAACACUUUUGUUAGUGUAUGAAUUUUAUUUCCAUAAUCUAAAUGUGUAUGAGUUGGGUAUGGAUACUCAUUUAUUCGAAGUUGUUUUAAUUACACAUACAAAAAUUAGACAUAUUUGUAGAACUUAUAAAGUUAAGGUAGCAAAAUGAAGUACACAAAAAUUUUAGGUACUAAAAUAUAAUGAUCCAUCAAUAUUUUGAGGACUUAUAUGCACAAAAAAAUAAAUUUUUGUUAUAAAUCUAAAUAUCUAUUAAGUUUAGGUACCGAACUGUAAUUUGCAUAAUUGAGGCUUAAUUCCUUUUAAGGUGAUGUAUUAAGAUGAUAAUUAUUUACUUUUUUGUAGAAAAAUGAAAACUAUUUAUUUGAUAUGUGUAGAUACCUAACCAAACAUUCCAUGUAUAAUUGUUGAAAAUUCUAGCAUGGGUGAAAAAGAAAAACUCUAGAGAGGAGCAAAAGGAAUACAAACUGGAACUCGCUUAAAAUUUCAUGUCUUCAAAUCCCAUUAUGAAAAAUAACGACUUUCUAAUAAGUAAUAACCAUAUAUAUUUAUUUUGAAUAUGACUCAAUAUUGAGCCGAAAAAGUUAGUGGUUAAUGGUUCAAUUAUUAAUUCUUUAUACUGUUGUGAGCCGUGUACGAACCCGUUCAUACUUAUGAUUAGAAUACAUAAAAAAUAGUAUACUAAUUAGGGUUAGACGAAGAAGGCAAAGAAAGAAAUAAAAAAGGGUUAUGGAAGACGAGUGAAAAAUGAAACGAAAAGUAAGUAGAUGAUAGAAAGGUUUUAACUAAAUCUUUUAGUUGGUUGUCAAUACAACAUUAUAUUCAAC